Alligator sinensis (Chinese alligator) is the source of this 2651-nucleotide messenger RNA. RefSeq names its product family with sequence similarity 83 member F (gene SACK1F). Lineage: Eukaryota; Metazoa; Chordata; Crocodylia; Alligatoridae. The transcript is spliced from 6 exons. Bases 30 to 1274 code for a protein of 414 amino acids. The record is from RefSeq and is a predicted model, not a curated record.
UACUGGGAAGCCAGAUCAUUGCAGUCGUAAUGGACCUGUUUACUGACAGAGACAUCUUCCAGGAUAUUGUGGAUGCAGCACACAAGCGCCGGAUCCCAGUCUAUAUGAUCUUGGAUGAGGAGGGGGUGAAGUACUUUCUGGAGAUGUGCAAGUGCAUGGAACUCAGUGACUUCCAUAUCCGGAACAUCCGCGUGCGCUUUGUGACAGGAGUUGGGUUCUACAUGCCACUGGGGAAGAUCAAAGGCACAUUGGCCUCCCGGUUCCUGAUGGUGGAUGGUGAAAAAGUGGCCACUGGGUCAUUCAGCUUCACAUGGAGCUCCUCACAUAUAGACAGAAACAUCCUCCUGCUGUUGACAGGGCAACAUGUAGAGUUGUUUGAUGUUGAGUUUCGAGAGCUCUAUGCUAUCUCAGAGGAGGUUGACCUCUACCGGGAGCUGAACAUUGCUAACCCUUUCCAAAUAGGAGCUGAGAAAUCAAGACUUUACUCCUCCACUGUGUCUCGUAAGAUCAUCAACCCCAAAUAUGGUCUAGUGGCAGGGGCUGCCCCUCGUGAAAUGAUGCUUCGGGCCCUGCGCCAGAAGCAGGAGAUACAGGGGAAAUUGGAAAAAAAGGAGGAAGAAAGUGAGUCAAAGAAGCGGCUGAACAAGUUUCUGAAUGACCUGAUCACAGUGGAGCAAAUACUACCAGAAAUUGAACCACCUCUUGAAAACUUGAACAAAGGAAGCCGGAGUCCUCAGAAAUUGCUUUCCAGGUUCCAUUUCGAUAUGAAAUACAAGUCUAAAUCUAAGGAGUCCCUUCGUGACACCAAGAAGAAUGAUGUUGCCAAUGGGCAGACCGGCUCCAAGCAGGGUAAAAGGUUCGGUAGUGGGUUUUUCAGCCGGAGGGCAAAACGGCCCCCAACCUCGGACACUGAGGCCAAUUCUUUUGCCAGUGAAGGGCUCUCAGAAGAGUAUGUGCUUGUGAAGGCACAGGAAGAGGACCUGAUCAGCUUUAGACCUGUCAGUGUUCGGAGCAGCGCCUCAGCACAAUUCUUGAGUUUUACUGUUGCCUGCAGGGUUCUGAAUAGCAGCAGCUCUGAACCUGACCAGAAUCUUGUUAAUUUUAUGUUGCUGCUGCACUGGAGAUGUUUGUCUGAAAAUACAGGAAAAUACUGCCUGGGUUUGCACCUGGUUCACAUAUUGAAGGUAAAAAUUCCCUCACGGGAAAUAAAACCAAACAGUCAGCCUGUGUGGUGUCCUAGUCAUGAGAACCGAAGACCAGACAAGAGCAUCUGAUGGAAUGUACAACUGUUUACUCCUUUACCGCCUGCAGCCUUGUUCUCACACAAUGGUUUGUCAAACCCCCGUUUUGUCCAGGAUGCAUCUGGUACCCCCAGUUCAAGCACGUGUGCUGAGUAAGGCAUAGGGUCUGGAUGGUUCCUAUGUGAGGGAUAGCAAGAGAAAUGUUAGUUCAUAUUGAAUAAACUGUGAUAAGGGGUUUCAGGGCUCAACCUCAUUGAGAUGAAUGUAAGAGAGCUUCCCAUGCCUUAGUGCUACUUUUUCGGUCUGUCUGGCUACAGAUUCAAAGCACAGCACUGCAUAAUUUACUAUACUGUACUGUAAGGAUGUAUUGGUCUGAUGGGGUAGAGGCUUGGAUCACAUUGGAAAUUCUGGAGAAAAUGGUAAAAUUUGCAGAUCAGGUGGAUUUACCUUGUCUGUGGAUUUCUGUUGUCCUUCAUCAGCAGAGACCUGUUAAAGGAUGAUUUGAUUGUUGGGGAAGGAGUGUUUGGCUUCAGAGGACCAGCUGUCAUGCUAGCUUUUCUUUUCCUGCCAUAAAACCAACAACUGAGCUAGAUGAUAUGGUAGCAAUCUUUACUCAAGACAGCACAGAGGUUGGAAUAUUAGGGGUUGCUUCAGACUAGAGCUGAGAUGCUCUGUGAGAGCUCAAGACUAGGACAGCAAAGUCCUGCCAAAUUCUGAAGGCGAAUGGGCAAAACUGAGGGGAAAGAUGCAAGCAAGGACAGCUGCUGUAACAAUCGGUUCUACUGUUAAUCCUGUGACAUUUUAAACAGAAUAGUAAAUAAAUAAGUAAAAGUGCACUCUUGGAGGCUGACAAGAACAAGGGGGUUAGAGUAUUUUUAGCUGUCUGGUUUAAAAAUAAAGGAUUCUGUGGAUGUAGUAAAGGCACAGGUUAUUUUGCAUAACCCAUUGGGUUUGAUAUGGGAACUACCAUUUUCCUUUGCCUUCUUGCCAUACAAAUUACCACAAUAUGGUGCUGUUAUAACAAUGUGUACACAUUUGAUCUAUUUAUUUUUCUUAUUAACUUUUUAAUCCAUAUGUAUAUAUUGAGCACAGAGAGAAGGUAAGUGGGCUUUGUUAAAGAAUAUAAACAAAGUUUAGCAUGUGUUUCUAUUGUACUUAGAAUCCACAGUAAAAGAAAUACCCAGUGGAGCAUCUUGGAGGUUAGGUUACUUGGGCACUGUGGUUGCUUGUAUGAUGAGCAGGGAUCUGGGUUUUCUGUUUCCCAUGGGAAAAUGGAGAAAAACGCGGAUUUCCCCCUUUAUCUGAGGAAACAGCAUAUUUUUCAUUUUAACAGAGAAACCUACAGAUUUUGCACUUUUGCAAAGAGCUCACUGCAGGCUGACAGAGUUCCAGCCUGCAAGGGGCUGCGGG